AUGUCUUCCGAAGACGAGUCGGCCUUUGAAGUCUCCGACGGCUCCGACUUCGAGGCUGAGCCAGUCACGAAGAAGGCAGCCGCGAAGCCGGCAACCACCAAGAAAGCUGCGGCUCCGAAACGCGCGGCGAAGAAGAAGAACGAGCCGCUACAACCCGUCCACAACGAUAGCUUCAUCCGCCAUGACGAAGACACCAUCAUGAGCGACGCAUCGCCACCGCCGGCGAAGGCGCCCAAGGCCGCGCCAGGCAGCUCGACCGACAAGUACCAAAAACUCACUCAGCUUGAGCACAUCAUCAAACGCCCGGACACCUACAUUGGCUCCGUAGAGCGGGACACGAAGCACAUGUGGGUUUUCAACACCGCAACUGAGUCCAUGGAAAUGCGCGAAGUCAGUUUCGUGCCCGGUCUCUAUAAGAUCUUCGACGAGAUUCUCGUCAAUGCCGCCGACAACAAGCAGAACGAUAAGAACAUGAGCGAGAUCAAGGUCAGGAUCGACCGCGUCUCGGGGGAAAUCAGCGUCAGAAACAACGGCAAGGGUAUCCCUAUCGAGGUCCACAGCAAAGAGGGCAUCUACAUCCCGGAGCUGAUUUUCGGUCACCUGCUCACGUCGUCCAACUACGAUGACAACCAGCAGAAGGUCACAGGUGGACGAAACGGUUAUGGAGCGAAGCUUUGCAACAUUUUCAGCACAGAGUUCUCCCUGGAAACGGCCGAUUCUCGCGUUGGGAAGAAAUACAGGCAAACAUGGACGGACAACAUGGGAAAGUGUGGCAAGGCUAAGAUCACGUCACACAAGGGGGACGACUAUACCAUGGUUACCUUCAAGCCCGACUUCGCCAAGUUUGGUAUGGACGGGAUCGACGAUGACUUUGAGGCUCUGGCUAAGCGCCGUGUCUACGAUCUUGCGGGCACGUGCAAGGGCAUCAAAGUAUUUCUCAACGGCGAGCGUAUCAAGCUCCGAACCUUCAAGGACUACAUGAAGAUGUACACCAAAGCGAUCAAGUCUGAACAGGUCGCCAGCGGCGCCGGUAGCGAGGCGGAGAAGGAGGUCAUCCUCACUGAUAAUCCAGACGAGAGAUGGGAAAUCGGCUUCGCUGUGUCCGACGGUUCGUUCCAGCAAGUUUCGUUCGUAAACUCCAUUGCGACGACGUCCGGUGGUACACACGUUGGCUACAUCGCAGAUCAAAUCGUCAACAAGCUUACGGACAUCAUCAAGAAGAAGAAUAAGGGCGGUUUCCAGUUGAAGCCCCAGCAUCUGAAAAACCACAUCUUCCUCUUCGUCAACUGUCAGAUUGUCAAUCCGGCCUUUACCUCGCAAACGAAGGAGCAGAUGACCACAAAGGUCAGCCAAUUCGGAAGCAAGUGCACGGUUUCGGACAAUUUCUUGAAGGCCAUCGCCAAGACCGAGGUUGUGAACAACAUUCUGCAUUUUGCCCAGCAGAAAGCGGACCAAGUGUUGAAAAAGUCGGACGGAGGAAAGAGGAUGCGCAUGAACCACUCCAAGUUGACGGAUGCGAACAGGGCUGGCACAAAGGAUGGCUACAAGUGCACCCUGAUUCUGACAGAAGGUGACUCGGCCAGUUUGCUCGCGUUGGCUGGACGUGCAACUGUCGACCCAGACUUGUUCGGAGUUUUCCCGCUUCGAGGAAAGAUGCUCAACGUCCGUGACGCUUCGAUUGACCAGAUUUCCAAGAACCAGGAGAUCCAAAACAUCAAGAAGUUUAUCGGUCUGCAACACAAGAAAGAGUACACCGAUACUAAGAGCCUUCGUUAUGGACACAUCAUGAUCAUGACCGAUCAGGAUCAUGAUGGCAGUCACAUUAAGGGUCUGCUCAUCAACUUCCUGCAGGUUCAGUUCCCCAGUCUGCUCAAGAUCGAAGGUUUCCUACUGGAGUUCAUCACCCCAAUCGUCAAGGUCUGGAAGGGCGACCCCAAGCAUCCGAAACAGCUCAAGUCCUUCUUCACGAUGCCAGAGUACGAAGAGUGGAAGAAGGACCCCGCGCACCAGAAGGGUUGGGAUCACAAGUACUUCAAGGGUUUGGGUACUAGCAAGCCUGAAGAUGCUGUCGAGUACUUCCAGGACCUGGACAAACACUUGAAGGAAUUCCACACAAUGAAGGACCAAGAGGCGGAACUCAUCGAUCUUGCUUUCUCAAAGAAGAAGGCCGAUGCUCGGAAGGAAUGGUUGCGUAACUUCGUCCCUGGAACUUACCUGGACAUGACGGCUUCUAAGAUCUCGUACGAGGACUUCGUCAACAAGGAGUUGAUUCUCUUCAGCAUGGUUGACAAUCUUCGGUCCAUUCCCUCGGUCAUCGACGGUUUCAAGCCCGGUCAACGCAAAGUCCUGUAUACUUGUUUCAAGAGGAACCUUAAAAGGGACAUGAAGGUCAACGAACUCGCAGGUUUCGUAGGAGGAUUGACGAACUACGCGUAUGGCGAUGCCUCCCUUCAGCAAACGAUCGUUGGCCUCGCACAGAACUUUGUCGGUUCCAACAACAUCAACCUCCUGGAGCCCAGCGGCAACUUCGGUUCUCGCAUCCAGGGUGGUAAUGAUGCUGCCAGCGCUCGUUACAUUUACACGAGACUGUCUCCUAUCGCUCGCCGCAUCUUCCAUGUGGCGGACGAGCCGCUCCUCGAGCAUGAUCAGGAUGAUGGAAAGCCGAUCGAGCCGACCAUGUAUGUGCCAAUCCUUCCAAUGAUUCUUGUCAACGGUGCAGAUGGUAUCGGCACGGGUUGGAGUUCUUCAAUUCCCAACUACAAUCCCAAGGAGAUUGUCGAGAACCUGAAGCGCAGGAUGACGGGAAGCUGCAAGGACGACAUGGAGCGCAUGAAGCCUUGGUUCAAGAACUGGGAUGGUGUGAUCGAGGACAUGGGAGGCGACCGCUACAAAUUCACGGGAAAAAUCCUGCAGACGGGCGACCUCGAAGUGGAGAUUUCGGAACUGCCGAUUCGUGUCUGGACCCAAGAUUUCAAGGACAAGCUCGAGGAGAUCAUCAAGGGUGAAAAGUCGCCGUCUUUCAUCAAGGACUACAACGAGUACCACACGCUGACAAAGGUCCGUUUCGUCAUUAAAAUGUCGGACCAGAAGACGAUGGCCACGGCUCUUGAGAUGGGUCUGGAGGAGCGUUUCAAACUCUACAAGACCAUGGCGACCACUAACCUCGUUGCAUUCGAUCACGAAGGCCGCAUCCACAAGUACGCCACCGAGCUGGACAUAUUGGAGGAGUUCUACAUUCAUCGACUCAAAUACUAUGAGAAGCGCAAGCAGAACUUGCUCGAUGAGAUGCAGAGGGAGCUUGAGAAGCUGAGCAACCAAUCGCGAUUCAUCAAGAUGAUCAUCGAUGGUAAGCUGGUGGUGGCGAAGAAGAAGAAGAUCGCUCUGGUUGCGGAGCUCAAGAAGCUAGGCUUCAAGCCUAUUCCUAAGAACGAGGCGAAGAGGCAGGGCGAGGAGGAGGAGUUCUUGGAAGAGGAUGAAGAGUCCGACGAGCCCGGCGCAAACGAUUACGAUUAUUUGCUAGGAAUGGCUAUCUGGUCUCUCACGCAGGAACGUGUCGAGAAGCUCCUCAGACAAAUCGGCGACAAGGAACUGGAGAUCGAUGUUCUCAUCAAAAAGUCACCCAAGGACCUCUGGAAUGAAGACCUGGAUGCUUUCGUCGAGGAGUAUGACAACCUCCUUGCCUACGAAGCGAGCGAGGAGAAGAAAGCCCGCAACACCAAGGGGCGCCGUGCGUCGGCUAAGCUCCGCAUCGGCGCAGGCAAAGGCGCUAAGAAGCGCAAGGCCGACGAUAGCGAUGCAAUGAGCGACGAGGAUUUCGAGGUCAAGCCGAAGAAGAAGGCUGCGCCGAAGCAGAACAGUGUCUUUACGAGUUACUUCUCAAAGUACACUGACAACGCAACGAACAAGGCCAAGGACUCCGAGAAGGAAAAGGCCACCGAGCCGAAAGCCAAGGCAGCGCAGCCGAAGAAGACGAAUCUUCUUUCGAGCUACAUGGCCAAGCAUGGAAAAGCCAGCGACAAGGACGACUUGGAUGCAGCCAUGGAUAUUGAUGACACUCCAAGUGCUGCGGAUGGAGACAGAUCGGAGGACCAAGCAACGACUGUUUCAGCGGCAUCCAAGAACAAGGCUGCGACUGGCACGAAGGCUGCAGCCAAAGCAAAGAAGGCGAAGAGCUCCGAAGACGACAGCGAAGAUGAAAUUUUCACGGACGCUCCCUCGAAGCCUGUAGCAAAAGCUUCGAAGCCUGCUGCUAAGUCUAAGAAGACCGUCGUCCUUAGUGAGGACGAAGAAGACGAGUUUGAUGAGCCGCCUCCGAAGCCGAAGGCUAAGGCUGCCACUACCGCGAAGCCUGCCGGAAAGGCUAAGAAGACGGCGGUCAGCGAAGAGAGUGAUGAUGAUGACCUGGAUGUGGCUCCAGCCAAGCCAAAGUCCAAGGCUACAGCGAGCUCGAAGGCUCCCUCAAAAGCCAAGAAGACAGUUGUCAGCGACGAUAGUGACGAUGAAGACGUCUUUGCAGCCGUAGCCAAGGAGACGAAGGCGGAGGCAACGCGCAAGCCCCGCGCUGCAGCGGCAAAGAAGGCUACGUACGUCCUGUCAGACUCGGAUAGCGACGAAGAGAUGGCCGACGAUGGUCUUGGCGAUGUCAGCAACUUGGUCAAGGGUAUCGGAGGACCGUCAGGAGCUUCUAGCCGUCAGCUCUUCUCUGCAUCGAAGGCGCGGAGCAAGGGUCCUGGCCUUUCCACUGUUGCAGUUGGCAGGACUAGACCCUCUCUCGAAGAUUCCGACCAUGACGAAUCUCAGACCGACUACACGCUUCUUGCGCCGCAGAUGUCGCCGCAGAGACAGAUUCCACGCACUGCCAACGAGACAAUCCUCUCGGACGACGAAGUCGAUGCGGAAGAUGAAACCCCAGCGAGGCCUACGACUAAGCCGCGUGGUAGGCCUGUGGGAAGCAAGAACACGGCGGCGAAGCCGAAGGCCAGUGCUGUGAAAGCGGCGCCCAAGACGGCGCCGAAGGCUGCUGAGAAGCCCAAGACGCUGAGCCCGGCUGCAAAGGCGUAUGCUAGGGGACGUCCGGCCAGGGCCGCGGCUACCAAGAAGUACACGAUCGAGGAGGACGAUGAUGAGGAUGAGGAUGGCUCGGAGGCCAGCGAAGCCAGCGAGGAUGACUUCGAUGACGAUGACAGCGAGUAG
Lasiodiplodia theobromae is the source of this 5193-nucleotide messenger RNA. Its product is annotated as DNA topoisomerase ii. Gene Ontology annotation, molecular function: DNA topoisomerase type II (double strand cut, ATP-hydrolyzing) activity; DNA binding; ATP binding. Bases 1 to 5193 code for a protein of 1730 amino acids. Gene Ontology annotation, biological process: DNA topological change; sister chromatid segregation; resolution of meiotic recombination intermediates. Gene Ontology annotation, cellular component: nucleus. The transcript is spliced from 3 exons. The record is from RefSeq and is a predicted model, not a curated record. NCBI's taxonomy places the organism in Eukaryota, Fungi, Ascomycota, Dothideomycetes, Botryosphaeriales, Botryosphaeriaceae.